AGAAAUGAAAAUGAAAGUCUCGAUGUAACUUUCUUUUCUUUUCUUGGCUCUAAAUCUGAUCAAUAGUGAAGCGUUGUGACAGUUUUACACGUGACGUUGUGACAGUUUUACACGUGACGUUGUGACAGUUUUACACGUGACGUUGUGACAGUUUUACACGUGACGUUGUGACAGUUUUACACGUGACGUUGUGGCAUUUUGACACGUGAUGCGUCGUCUGAACCACACAGACUCGACCCCUCUUUUCCGGUCUGCUCGGCCAGACGUCCCACCUGAGACACGACCAAAGACCUGGGCCGGAAACUUUCCACCUCUUUUCUCUAUCACAGUGACCAGGUACCGAGUUACUGGUGUCAACUCUAGAUCAGAUCCUUGCUACCUCGACUUCGACCACGACCUUCUCAGAUUCGCUCUACGACUUUCUCGCAACGAUCUCAACCCUAUCUACAUUGAAUACUCCUCAAUUAAACAUGUGGACAUUCAGGAGGUCCAAAGAAAAGAACCAACACCGGACGAGAUCAUGGGAUAUCCUCAUCUAAGAGAGAACGAGAUUGACAGUUUUGGAGGUAACGCCUCUUAUAUCAAGCUUCAAGAGGGACACAAACUUGCCGAAAUCAGAUAUGGGAACACGUUCGAGCUUUCUGUUCUUUACAUAUCAGCACUACCAAACGACCUGGAGUCCCUCAAGGAACUCAUAUUCAGUCUCAAUAGUGACGAGAAUGUGGGUAAGUUUGCGACACAUGUUCGGUACGACAGAUGGGUCCACAGAAAAAUGGUUGAGGCUUUGGGUGACACGGACCGGAACCAAGACUUCCAUUUCAGAGAUUUCAAGCUCAUACUAUCUGAUUACCUGAACAUCAACCUGCCUGAAAAGUACAAAGAUUGGUGGCAGGAGUUUUCUAACACUUCUGCAAAUACUAUGAACCUCAAGCAGCUCCAAGAAUUCUUCCAUGCUUUUAUGCUCGAAACAUGGCUUCUAGGUAAAGUUAUUCUGGAAGGGUACAACUACGGAAAACAUGGACUUAGCGUUGACCAGUUCAACAAGUUUUGCAAAAGGAUUCAGAAGCAAGAAAUCUCCACCGAGAAACGUACAUUCGUGAUGAGCAAGAGGGUAACCGGCAAGAAGGUCAGUAAAAAGGAGUCUAAAGUUCCAAUCAGAGAUUUCUACACAAUGUUGUUCUCAAGAGAGAACGAUAUAUUCGACAUAAAGAAAAGUGACAACAUGGUUUACUCGCUAAACUACUAUUGGAUUAAUUCCUCUCACAACACCUACCUUAUGGGACAUCAGCUAACAGGGGCCAGCUCAGUGGAGGCGUAUAUCAGAACCUUGUUACAAGGAUGUCGCUGUAUAGAACUCGACUGUAUAGACGGUCCUAACAACGAUCCUAUAGUGUGGCAUCAAAACACGUGGUGCACCAAGAUCAAACUCUUCGACGUGUUAAAAGCGAUUAACAGAUUCGCUUUUGUUACUUCAGAUUAUCCCAUCAUCCUCUCUAUUGAAAACCAUCUCUGUAUCGAGCAGCAGAUCGUGGCAGCUAGCAUGAUGAAACAUGUUUUCAAAAACAAGCUGGUUUCCAUCGACAUUUCUCCUGAAGAUCCGGGCUUGCCAUCACCAGAUGCUCUGAAAAAGAAAAUACUUGUAAAAAACAAAAAGAUCCAGGAAAACUCGAUAGAAGACGAGGACGACGACUCGGACGAACCAGACGAGAAUGACGAGGAGUUGUUUCAGAACGAUUCAGCGUACUCCACUUUAAACGAAAUCCAGACUGAAGGACCGGCUGAGUCCAAGGAGAUGAAGAAAUUCUCUGUUUACAUUAACGACGAUAUUGACGGGGAACUUUACAGUUACUGUCAGAUAGCUGUCCAGGGAAAUUCCCUCCAUAUAAAAGAAGAACGUGACCGUCUAUCUCAAAGCAAGGAGAUGAGAUUGCACGGUUGUAACGCCUGGUACUUUGGUUCUAUCAGUCGGGAUACCUCGGAGGAAGUUGUUAAGGACUUUAUCCUUUCUCGUUACGUUAACUGUGGUAUUGAUCAGAAUGAAGCGAUAGGUUCGUUCCUUGUGAGGAGGAGUGGGACACCACUGACAGGACUUUAUAACAUUGUGGUUACUAUCUGGGUGGGAAACGCCGUCAAACAUGUCAAGGUGAAAAGUGAGAUAAACAUUCUGACACAACGUCUUCAAUUCUUCCUGGAUCCCUCCGAAAAGUUCAACAGCGUCCCUGACUUCAUCAACUUCUACCAUGUGCGACAAGACUUACCCCAGUCAGCCUACUUCAAAUACCCCAUCCCAAACUCGGAGCAUUACACCAACAAGCUCUGGUACAAGGGUGACAUGGACAGGGACACAGCCCAGAAACUCCUUUUGACCCCAACUUUGAUGACAGGCAAAUUCCUCAUCAGAAACAGAAUGGAUAAGAACACUAAAAUAGGGUUUACAGUGUCAUUUCUAAUGCCGAAAGACGCAAAUGAUCUCGUGGUACAGCACUUGACUGCUAGAGAGAUAGGACCGUUCGUCAAGAUAAACCAAAACCUGAAGUUCUGGAGCGUGAAUCACUUGGUGGAACACUUCACUAAAAAUCCCAUAACUAGUGAAGGAUCUGUGAAGCUGACGAUGGUAUGUAAAGAUGGACUAGAAACUCAUGUUAGUACCAAUGCGGAUGGUCUUACUGUGGAGCUGAAUGAGGCCUACCCGUAUGACGACCCUGCCCUGAAUUUGAAGUUCUUGUUGUUGAAGGGGUUCAAGUUUCAUAACGCUCUGAAGAUACGUGUCGACAGUGAUCCGCCUAAGGAUUUCUAUGAGGCAGAUUUCGGGACAAGGAAAGGUCUGCAUGUACCAGUAGAGAUCACGAGCGUUGUCAAAGACGGAACUCCCUUCGGAAACCAGCUCAAAACCAAAAUACUAAUAGAGAAGCAAGUCCCCAUUAUGAGUACCAAUUCGGAAUUCUUCAGUUUCACAACUCCAAUCUCAAAGAUUACCAUGAAGUUCACCUCUAAUUUGGAAGUCCACCAGUUCGCUAAAGUAUUCACGGAAGCAGCUACCCUCACAGCCGGCGGAGGUCAUGAUGCUGCGAAGAUGGGGCUUAGCAAGGAACUUUCUGAUCUGGUGAUCUACUGCCAGGCUGUUAAAGUACCCAAACCCUUCGCUCCCGCUACAAUCAGUUUAAUGCAACCGUACCACAUGUGCUCGUUUACAGAACUGACGAUAGAUAAGUUCGCCAAGAACAGAGUGGACUACAUGAACCUGAGCAGGUUUUGCGACCAGCAACUAGGUAGGAUGUAUCCCAGUUGGAAGAGGAUGGACUCUUCAAACUACUCUCCAAUGUUGCCGUGGGCGUAUGGAAUGCAGCUAGUCGCACUCAACUUUCAGACGCCUGACCUGGCCAUGCAGCUCAACCAUGGCAUGUUCACUAGAAAUCAACGCAGAGGCUAUAUAAUGAAGCCUGCGUUCAUACGAAAAGAACAAUACGAUCCUAACAAUCUGAAGACCUACUUAACAGACGCGGGUCCUGAAGUGAUAACUAUAAAUAUCCUCACCGGCAGGCUGAUUUCCCUCCCGAAGAACUGGAACAAGACAGGCUGUUUUGUAAGUGUGACCCUCCAUGGUAUUGGACCCGAUCAAAAUAUACAAAAGAAAUCUACUGUUGACAGAAAACCUGGUGUAUCUCCCAAAUGGUAUCAGGAUCUACCCUCUAACACUAUGGAGUUUUCGGUUGGGUUCCCACAGUUAGCAAUGUUACAAUUCGUCCUCUUCUCGAGCUCCAACGAACUUCUCGGUCAAAGAUGUGUUCCUGUAGACUACAUGAGAGAAGGCUACAGAUCAGUGAUCCUGCACAACGUGUACGGUGAAGAGCUGGAGUUAGCAGCUCUACUAGUCCACGUAAACAAACGGCCCUGGGAGGCAUUUGAAACUUGUGACAGACUAGACCAGAACAACCAAAGGGAGAGCGAACUUCAGAAGAAAGCGACAGAUCUAGCGUCAGUGAUACACUCCAACAUAAAGUACCGUAAAGCAGCUGUAGAGCACCUUGAAGACCAACAGUGUACUCUCGAGAGGUACCUUAUGGAACUGUUCGACCUGAAAUACAGUGACAAGUUCAUUGACGCUCUUAUGAACCCAAUGGGUGCCACAACGGCUAUCUCCUCGCAUUUUAAUAAAAACUUGUGAGCUACUGCUUAAUAAUAAUACCGACUGAUUUUACUGGAGUCUGAUUAAUAUCAUGCGAAGACAUUCAAAAAUUUCUCAAAUUUGAAAUUGGACAUUCUGACUCAGACUACAGCAAUGGCCAGUUUUACGUCACCGGACCCUAUAUAAUUGUAAUAAACUCGAGUUGAUUAAUUAUUGCACUAUCUUGUAUCUGUAAAAUCCAGAAUGUACAAAUGCCCAAUGCCCAUGUCUUACUGUUUGUGGGCAAUAUAAAAAGAUUGUAACAUUUUCUGUCAAACCCUUUUUACCUUACAGCGAUCAAUACAUUUUCUUUAUGUCUGAAAGUGAAUGAUUUACAUUUCAAUUUAUCUUCAGCUAUUAAUCUUUUUCUUUUAAAAUCACGCACAGCAAAAAUAAUGCGUACAUUUUGGGAAAAUUUUUAAAUAUUAAUUGAUGAAAUAUAAUGUGUAAUGAUUCCAUCCCAUCAUGAUCGAAUACCAUUAUCAUUACUCAUUACGUUUUAUCUAAAUUAGUUUCUUGUCAAAGUAAAACACACAUUUGAAACAUUCGGGGAGUGAAAAGCACGCUCCCCAAUAAUUACU
Molecule: messenger RNA, 4746 nt
Organism: Bolinopsis microptera
Lineage: Eukaryota; Metazoa; Ctenophora; Tentaculata; Lobata; Bolinopsidae
Product: 1-phosphatidylinositol 4,5-bisphosphate phosphodiesterase gamma plc-3-like
Exons: 22
Coding region: 209-4165 (1318 amino acids)
Biological process (GO): phosphatidylinositol-mediated signaling; release of sequestered calcium ion into cytosol; lipid metabolic process
Molecular function (GO): phosphatidylinositol-4,5-bisphosphate phospholipase C activity
Source: RefSeq, a predicted model, not a curated record